Messenger RNA from Nestor notabilis (Kea), 609 nucleotides. RefSeq names its product PDZ domain containing 9 (gene PDZD9). The record is from RefSeq and is a predicted model, not a curated record. Gene Ontology annotation, molecular function: protein binding. Bases 1 to 609 code for a protein of 202 amino acids. The transcript is spliced from 4 exons. NCBI's taxonomy places the organism in Eukaryota, Metazoa, Chordata, Aves, Psittaciformes, Psittacidae.
AUGGCUUCCUCACCUGCUGGUAGACUCUUCGUCCGCAGGCCACCAUGGAGCAGUAGCAUACUUCCAAAAGGUUCACCUCGGACACUCCGGCACUAUUUUGGCUUCACAGGAAAAGGUCUUCCUCAGGACUUGAUGAAACAUACCCAGUCUUUAUUAGAGCCUGGGGAUGAAACUAUGAGGCAGAUGCCAUCACUGGAAAGCAUCUUUCAGUACACACUGGUUGCAGUACUGAAGGCAACUAUUAGGAUGGGUAAACAAGGAUUAGGUCUCAUAGUCAUACAGAAUGGGCCAUAUCUCCAGAUAACAAGCAUUGUUGAGAAAAGCUCUGCAGCUAAUGAUGGAAAGCUAAAACCAGGGGAUGUUCUAAUAAAAAUUGGACAUGCCACCGUUUUGGGCUGGACCCUGCGACAGCUUAGGCAACUCCUGCACAAUAUUCCUAUAGGAACGACUCUACAAAUCAGAGUUUACAGAGAUUUUGUUGAAGUACCUCAAGACUGGCAAAGUGCAGUUGAAUUAAUUCCUGAAGUAAAGCUGCCUGUGGUGUCAGCAGACACAGACUACGAUGAAGAUGACAUCGGGUCCAGUACUGAUGAUGAUGUAGGCUUGUAA